Molecule: messenger RNA, 492 nt
Organism: Protopolystoma xenopodis
Lineage: Eukaryota; Metazoa; Platyhelminthes; Monogenea; Polystomatidea; Polystomatidae
Source: the annotation of a GenBank genome assembly
AUGCUUGGAUUUUUCGUGUCUGUACAUCCAUUUGCAAUCGUCUGUUGUCGUUGCCAAAUCGCAUCUUUUGUUGAUGAAUCUUUUUACGGACUGGUUCACCUCUCAAGUGAAUUUGGGACCGCUUCAGAUGGAUUAGGUGAAUCGUGUCCCGACGAUUGGCUUAAACUGGCGCCAUUCACAAUGACUGACGCAUUUUCUGUGCAAACAAUUACAAUAUUUCUGUCAGAUAACAUCGCCACCCUCUCGAACCUCUUGCAUCACACCGCUUCGGGGGUGUCCAGUUCACACUUGCAGCUUGGCAUUCUGACCUCUCUGCAGGAAGCGGAUCCGGCCGCCCAACUCAACACCAGCCUGCUUGGAUCCACCUUCAUGUCGCACGGAUCACUCAGAGGGUCUGCUGAGCAGAGCAGCCACAAUCUAGUGCAUGGUGGGUUCGCCGAUGCCCUCGUCGGCCUGUUUUGCUUCAUCAUAUUCUCGCCCACUCUCCCACUC